CUUAAUGCUCAGUCGACCUCAUCGAUCCCCAAGACUCGGCGAUCAAGCCUUUUGGUUGGCUUGCCAACCACUGACUUUCGUGACCGCCGCCAACAACAACAACAACAGCACUCCAAAAAUCCCGCAUGUGCUCAGACUAUUAACACUGCCUCCGAUCAAACAUCCACCCCUCGGAACCAUGACUUUUCGGUGAAUGAUGGCCUUGCACUUCGCCCUACUGGCUCACAACCUAGCCAAGGUUUUUUACAAGCUUGCAUCUUCAAAGUUGGGGAUGAUGUUAGACAGGAUAUUCUUGCUCUGCAGGUUAUUCAACUAUUCAAGAAUAUUUUUCAAAGAUGUGGGCUAGACGCAUUUCUAUUUCCAUAUCGCGUCGUUGCGACGUCACCUGGCCAUAUUUUCUUUACGUAA
This is a messenger RNA of Protopolystoma xenopodis, 408 nucleotides long. The record is from the annotation of a GenBank genome assembly. Lineage: Eukaryota; Metazoa; Platyhelminthes; Monogenea; Polystomatidea; Polystomatidae.